Molecule: messenger RNA, 3300 nt
Organism: Malaclemys terrapin pileata
Lineage: Eukaryota; Metazoa; Chordata; Testudines; Emydidae
Gene: P2RY4
Product: pyrimidinergic receptor P2Y4
Exons: 2
Coding region: 114-1214 (366 amino acids)
Biological process (GO): G protein-coupled receptor signaling pathway; transepithelial chloride transport
Cellular component (GO): plasma membrane
Molecular function (GO): G protein-coupled UTP receptor activity; G protein-coupled purinergic nucleotide receptor activity
Source: RefSeq, a predicted model, not a curated record
CAACACCGGCUGGCCAGGGAUGGGAUCAAGCUUGGGCCCAGCCCAACACAGGGACACACAUCACCUGAGGAACUGACCCUGAAACCAGGGAGAGCAGAGAUUGGCUUCAGACAAUGGCCACUUCGGUGGGGACAUUCCCAGCUGCUCUGUUGACUCCAACACCUGCUUUCCAGCUGACAGCAAAUACCACCAGCGAAGGUGAGGAGAAUUGCAUCUUCAAUGAGGAGUUUAAAUUCAUCUUGCUGCCCGUGUCCUAUGGGUUUGUCUUUGUGGUGGGGCUGCUGCUCAAUUCCUGGGCCUUGUGGAUGUUCAUCUGUAAGAUGAGGCCCUGGAACGCCACCACCACCUACAUGUUCAAUCUGGCUGUCUCAGACACUCUGUACGUGCUUUCUCUCCCCACCCUGGUCUAUUACUAUGCUGACCGCAACAACUGGCCCUUUGGGGAGGGACUCUGCAAGAUUGUGCGCUUCCUCUUCUAUGCCAACCUAUACUGUAGCAUACUCUUCCUCACCUGCAUCAGCGUGCACCGCUACGUGGGGAUCUGCCACCCCAUUCAAUCGCUCGGGUGGGUGAAGACCAAGCAUGCCCGCCUCAUCUGCGUGGGUGCGUGGUUCAUUGUCACCAUCUGCCUCAUACCCAACCUGAUCUUUGUCACCACCAGCACCAGCGGCAACAACACUCUUUGCCAUGACACCACCAAGCCCGAAGAGUUUGACCACUAUGUGCACUACAGCUCUUCAAUCAUGGCCCUCCUCUUUGGCAUCCCCUUUCUGGUGAUCGUCGUGUGCUACAGUCUGAUGGCUAAGAGGCUUUGGAAACCCAGCCCAUCCAGCUCCAACCAGAGCAUCCCCUUCUACAAGAAACGCUCUAUCAAGAUUAUCAUCAUUGUAAUCACAGUCUUUGCCAUCUGCUUCCUACCCUUCCACAUCACACGGACACUGUACUAUACUGCCAGGCUCUUCCAAGCCAACUGCAGGACCCUCAACAUUGUCAACUUCACCUACAAGAUCACACGGCCUCUGGCCAGCAUCAACAGCUGCAUAGACCCCAUCCUGUACUUCCUGGCUGGGGAUAAGUACAGGGGAAGGCUGCGUCGGGCUGUGCUCAAAAUGCCCAAAUCUGAGAACCCAUCUACUCUAGCCCUUGUCUCACAACUCAAGAAGAAUGGCUUCUCCACCUCCCGAGGUGCCAGCUACUCCAUCAAUGAUGCCUGAGAAAAGGGGGUGAAACUGACAGACAAUGGAUGCAGCAAGGGGUAUUGAAAGAGCUAGAGCCUGGGGAGCCAGUAUGCAUCUAGGCCAGAAUGUAGGACCAGCAUUAGGGAAGCCAGUAGAGUUGCUGGGUUAGUCUCACUCCAGAACGGAGGUCUUCUCCAUCUCCUCCUAAUCUCUGUGAAUUAUUUCCCCACUGUGCUGUGUCUGCUUCUCACACAAACAUUCUGGCACCAGGUUUAACCUCUGAAUGCUUUUGAACUAGGUGGUUUACAUUCCCACUCUCCGAGCAUGCUCCACCCCUCACACAGACCAAACAUCCAUCUCAGAGCCAGGGAUAUUCCCUGUCUUGUCACAGCAUGGGAGAACUGCCCAGAGUAAUGCCAAUGGGAGUGCAGAGAGAAGAGACCCCUACGUCCCAUAAGGAAAUGGAGGAGGCCAGAGGGAUUGUCUUAUGAAGAGUACGAGAGACUCACAGGUAGCGAAUUCCCUGCUUCAGACGCAAGUGGACAAGGCAGCCAGGGCAGGCAAGGAAGCACUUUCAGGGCACUGGUUCUAGCAAUGCAGAAGAGAGACUGGGGCUGGCUCUGGCAAGAUGCAGGUGAUGGGGUAGGGAUGCACACAGAGUUAAAGCCUGCGGAGUGGCCAUGGAAUUGUGUGUGUAUUGUACAUGCUGUUACAUGUCUCUGUCCCUUUGUGUAUGGGAGGGCAUGACUCACCCUUUAACUAACAGAGAAGGCACCACAGCACCUUUGCUCCCAACUCUCCUAGCUCCAGGUGGUUGGAGGGUGGGCAGAGCCCCCAGGACAAUGAAGCCCAUGAAAGCAACUAAUUGAUCCAUGAAUAAAAUGUUUUCCUGAGCAAUUUUCUUAAGGCCCAGGACUGUUUCCCUCCCUAUUGCCACCAGGAAAUCAAUAAACAGGAGAGAACUGGCAUGCAUGAGAAUCUUUUAAAUGCCUCAUUGAAGGUCCAUUUGGCUCAGCCAGGCUAUGACAUGUCCAUUGCUGAAAGCUGAGAAAGGAUGGAAUGCCAGGUGACACGUCUGCCCGGGCUCAGUGGCUUGGCACAUUUCCUUCGGGCUUCAGGAGAGUUCAGAGCCAGUUUCACCCCUCAGGACUCUUGGAAAUGGCCAGAGUGAGUUUUCCAUUGCAGUCAGAGUGGGGAAAUAACUGAGGGCACACCUGCUACCUCCUGAUAGGUCUUGUAAAGGGGAAGGCCCAGGUGGUUUCCCAGGGCCUCCAAAGCAGGUCUUAGAUGAUUUGUGAGGUUGGUAUUGUACUGAAUGGAGACUCCAAGCUCAGCAUGUUUUACACCUACAUUGCUCCUGCUGGGGAAAUUUUCCCAGUCCCUUUAGAUCUGCACUUAGUGGGCUCAAGUAUUCAAAUGAAAGGUUUGAGACUCAAGAAGAAAGGCCUGUGGUAGGAAGGGGGCAUUUCCCCUGCUUUUUUGCUAAUUUUCCCCACCAGAUCAUACCUGAAAUGGCUUUCACACACCCCAGCACCAUCCACCCCCACUCCCACCAUGUCUCAGUGCCUCUUGCCCAACUGAGGAUGGGCUUGUUUACAUAGGUUCUGGCAUUUCAGCCUCUGAAAUAUGCCCCUUAGAUUCGUGGUGAGAGUCAAGAGGCAAGGAAGAGUCACCACUUAAUGUUCCAUUUUUCUCUGCCAAAUAUUAGCCGAACUCCAGCAAGCAUUUCUAAAGCCAGUGAAACGCUUCCCCCAGCCCCCGACAAGUCCCUAGCGUGACCUGACUUGGCACCACAUGUGUUAGCAUUUCUGCAAAGAAGCCAGGAAAUUGGGAGUGUAAAGUACAUAGAGGCACUAUAAUAGGAAGUUAACAAGCUCUUUAGAAUGUUUCCUUUAUUGGUAUUUACUUUUGAAAUGUUUGCAGAGCUCUAUUGUUUAAUUGUGUGGGCAUAUGGUGCUAUCCGCUAGGGAGUAUACAGGUGAGCGUGUAAAGUGCUCCAGCGAUAAUGCUGGAUGAUACUAAUGCACUAGGUUGUAAUGAAUUAGAUAUUCCACAUUCUAGAAUUCAUGAGCCCAGCCUGCCUUCUGUGGGGAGCAGAGCUAGGGCAGGAAGGGGGUCCUGC